AUGGAUGGCCAAAGGCAGCAAGCGUACAUACCUGCCCCUCCACCUCCUUCUGCGACACAGCCAUCUCAGUCCCACAUGCUUUCGCUACCACCGCCGCCACCUCGACAUCUGCCUACGCAACCCCAGGGUGUGAUGCCACCUCCACCUCCGGGACCACCCCCGGGACCCCCUCCAGGUCCUGGAUAUGGCGCGUCGAAGCUCGCAAACUCCCAGUUGCAGCAGCAGAACAAUCUCGGAUGGCAGCAUAAUUGGGCUAGGCAAGCGCUAUCUCAAGGGUUUCUCCCACCUCCCCCGCCGCCUCCAAUGGUACCGACAAACCAAGCUUACGGCCGUCAAACGAGUUUCUCAGUCCCCACUGCCGACGGUCCGAUUACAUCUGCGACUUAUGUCCCAGGCAGUAACACUUUCGGUGCCGGCGUCGGGAUUCCUGGGUUCGAUGCUCACACGCGGCCUUCGUAUGAGGCUUAUGGAACCAUGUCCGGGAGCGAUAGGAUAAGAGGACCCGUGCACCAUUUAUACGAAAGCUCGGGCGGAGAGGUUCCAGCAUACAAGCGCGAUGGAACCGUACCACCUACCCCAUCAGCCCGUACAAUGCCCUCUUCUUUGGCAUUGCAUGACAAUGCGCAAGACCCCGCGGCUCCUUCCCUUCCUGGUGCGACUGUUCAGAAUCAUCAGUCUCAGACAGGCCAAUCAAACGAGCCGACAAAAUCUCCUAGCCAUCGCCAAAACAAUAGUAACACGUUGCUUGGCGGCAUGUCACCCAGCGAGGCUGCUGUUCAGUGGCCACUUGAUCGAGUGCUGCUAUGGCUUGCGAAGAAUGGUUUCUCGAGAGAUUGGCAAGAAACGUUCAAGACUUUGCAAAUCGAGGGAGCUGACUUCCUCGACAUAGGUCAUGGGGCCAAUGGUCGGGGCAACUUUAACAAAAUGCACAACGAAGUUUUUCCCCAGCUAGCCAAAGAAUGCGAAGCUAGCGGAACAGGAUGGGACAAGGAGCGUGAGCUUGGGGAAGGAAAGCGCAUGCGUCGACUUAUUCGACAGAUUCACGAUGACGAUAGCUUUGACGUCGGGAUCCCUACCCAGAAACGUCGUGAAUCCCAAGCCCCAUCUGAAGGGGUGCCGGAUACGUCACCUAAGUUAUCUCAUGAGCCUCAGUCUGCUGGCCCGCAUUCAGGGACGAUUGAAAAUAGCCCUAAUCUCAGAGCACCACAGCUCGCUCAGCCCCAUAGAAACAGUGUCCAAAUGCGAUCCGUCACAUUGCCCAUCCCGACCACUCACGAUAUUGCUUCAUCAGAUUUCAGCCAGACGGACGGUAUAUCGUCUCGAUCAGACUUCUCGCGAACGGUAUUAGCUGGCCUUGGGGUUGACCAUCGUCGGCAGAGCCCAUCCAUGUCCAGUGACAACGGCAAUUUGGUAGCCCCUUUUCGAUCGUAUGAAGAUAGCCCAAAAAGUGGCAGUCCGGCGACGCAGCACGCUACCUUGAAUCAAGGUCUGUCAUCAUCGUCAACAGGCGAUUUGAGUGUCAAAUAUGAGCACUCGCGUGGUAACAGCUCCGACUCAACGAUGGGCCGUCGAUACUACGAAUCCCGCAAGGGGCAGGAAACGAUACGCCCAUCCCCGCAAGAGAUGUGCAGCCGACAGUGGACAGGAGAAACUUCUUCCUCAUAUCCGAAAGAACAUAAGGGACUCUUCAAUUUUUUGAAAAAGAGGUCAAAAGGUGGUGAUUCCACUCAUCCGUCCCCAGAGGAACCGUAUCUGGAGUCUCCUACAAGCCCUGUGAAUCUUCGCCAGAAUGGGCCGCAUCUUCCUUACGCCAAACCAAGUUUCAACGCCAGCGACAUGUCGUUAGGGGAGCGCCCAUCGUCUGCUUCUAUGUCCGACCAUGAACGGCUAGCCAUGAGAGGGAAACCGGCUCAGAAAGGAAAGAAAUGGACCUUUGUAACUCUGGAUGGGUGGAAUUUCCGUCUAGUGGACAUUACUGACAUGGACUCUGUGGAGACGCUGCGUGCUGCUAUCUGCCAUAACCUCGGAAUCUCCGACUGGGCCGGCGCACAGAUCUUCUUGACUGAGCCAGGACAAAGUGAACAUGAGGAACCGCUCAACGAUACGAUGCUCGCUCUCUGUCGUCGCACCAAAUCCGACUCCAUUGGCUCUUUGAAGCUGUUUGUACGUGGGACGCACUUGCAACCGGUGCCAAACAACGUUCCGAAUUUCGCCGGUCUGGGUGUGUCGCUUCCGGACAAGCAUACGGCGUCUCCUACCCAUCAUGUACACAGGAAACCAUUGGAUGACGAAGCCCUCAGUAGAAUUUCUCCGCAUACUCAAACGGGGCCUUCCUCUCCGCAGUUAGGAAUACGCCAACAACAGCUCAAGACUCCUGCUGCGAAAAUUCCGGCCCGCGACGCCUCGCAACAUACGGCGGGAAUGUCCCCAGUAGAAGGAGAUCAGCAGGUGGGAAUCUCGCCUGAACCAGACAAGGCAGAUCUACUGGCUCGUCACGAGGAGCAUAGGCGCGAGGUAGAACGGAAACAAAAGGCGUACCUAAGCUCGAAAGGGCCACCACAACCGAGAAACGACUCUUACGGAGAAACAGGCUAUAGACGUGCAGGCGUCAUUGAUUUCGAUGAGCGCCGUGUAUCCCCUUACGAAGACAAGAAGGCCGACACUUUAGUUCCUCUCCGCAAACCUCCUUCGGCCCCACAGGAGUCCUAUACGUUAACCAGGAUCAAUUCUCUGAGGAAGAAAGACGGCGACCGUCCGAGGGCUCCGCCAGCUGUGCAGACACAUGGUCUCGGGGCAGUAUUGGCUAGCAUGGGUAGAAUGACCAGCGCGAUUGGGACACCAGCUCCCUCUGUGCCAACUCCAACAAGCGCGGGCAGUAAACAGACUAGCUUUGGAAGCUUCGGUUCUCCAACGCAAGGUAACAAGAGCACCCCUCGGUCCUCCCCGGAGAAGGAAAGUCUCGACAACCCAGACAUCCCCGCGGAGCAUCGUCAGACCAAGAGCACUACCAGGAAACCCACGUUACAAUCUCGCAAGUCCUAUGGCCCCGAGUUCGAUUUCGAGGAGACUGAAGUCUCCUUCCAGCGCUCGCCCGGGCCACAGGAUGAUUCCGAUGAAGAUUCGGACGAUGGUCUAUUUGCGAUACCACUGUCAAAUAAUAAAGCAUCCACAAAAGAGAAUGAUUCCGGCUCUGGGACUUCGGAGGCCCAGAAGAGGACAGAAAAACCGGCGCUAACCGUGAAUACUGAGACCAGACUCCGCAAAGGUCUUUCCGUGAGUUUCAGGUCGCCUAGUGCCACGCGCGAAAGUUUUGCCGAUGCCAACGGUGACUCUGGCGGUCGGGACGGGUCUUCUUUCCUCAUGGCCGCUUCACCUGAAGACGAGAGGCCGCCGCCGCGGAGAGACUCGUUUGCUCGAGGCGAUAUAUGGGCAAGCAGACCUCCGGUUGAGGGCGUCAUCGACAAUCUGGACGAUUUCUUCCCUGACAUCGACCUUGACGCACCUUACCUCGAUGGACAAGGGGUAUCUCCUCCGUCAUCCCCCGCAAACAGAGCCCCGCCUGAGAAUGAUUUGCACAAGAAGGAAAACCAGCCCAGCUCAUCUUACGCCGGAGAGAUGAAUGCCAACGCAGGAGAUACGCUGGGCUCUAACGAGCCAACUCUCAAGCCACAAGGUGGAGAUAUAGUAGCUCGUCGUAAUAUCAACCGGGCAGGAGGGGGACUUACUCGAGGAAAGUCAAUCCGAGAGGUCGCCAAGGGUGCCAACCAAGCUAGCCGAAGUCGCAGCAUCCAUACUGGAAACCAGAAGUCCGGCGAGAUUCUUCGGCGUAAGAGCACAAAAAUGUUCGGAGCAAAGAUCAUGCAGAUCAAGCCAAAGCCUGGCAGUCGUCUCAGCCAACUCGACCCGAUUCCUCAGAACAACACACCAUCGGGGGUACCUCAGCGACAGCCUACUUUCCGCAUUAUCCGCGGUCAGCUGAUUGGCAAGGGGACAUACGGACGAGUCUACCUGGGAAUCAAUGCUGACAAUGGUGAAGUCUUGGCCGUAAAACAAGUCGAGAUCAACCCAAGACUUGCUGGGCAAGAUACGGAUCGGGUUAAGGAGAUGGUCGCCGCUAUGGAUCAAGAAAUCGACACGAUGCAGCACCUUGAACACCCGAACAUCGUGCAAUAUCUUGGAUGUGAGCGUGGCGAAUUGUCCAUUUCGAUCUAUCUUGAGUAUAUUUCAGGUGGUUCCAUUGGUAGCUGCCUCCGGAAGCAUGGUAAAUUCGAGGAGAGUGUUGUCAAAUCCCUGACUCGUCAAACCUUGAGCGGGCUAGCAUACCUUCAUGACCAGGGAAUAUUGCAUCGUGACUUGAAGGCGGACAACAUCCUUCUCGAUCUCGACGGCACCUGCAAGAUUUCUGACUUCGGUAUAUCCAAGAAGACGGAUGAUAUCUACGGGAACGACUCGUCGAACUCAAUGCAAGGGUCCGUUUUCUGGAUGGCACCUGAGGUCAUACAGUCACAGGGUCAGGGCUACAGCGCCAAGGUCGAUAUCUGGUCUCUGGGUUGUGUGGUACUAGAGAUGUUCGCUGGUCGCCGACCAUGGAGCAAAGAAGAGGCGAUCGGUGCCAUUUUCAAGCUUGGAAGCUUGAGUCAAGCACCUCCAAUUCCAGACGACGUUUCCAUGACCAUCAGUCCUGCAGCGCUGGCGUUUAUGUAUGACUGUUUCACUGUGGAUUCGUCCGAACGUCCAACUGCGCAGACACUGUUGACGCGUCACCCGUUUUGCGAGGAAGAUCUCAACUACAACUUCCUCGACACCGAACUCUAUGCCAAGAUUCGCCAUGUGCUUUAA
Aspergillus fischeri NRRL 181 is the source of this 4839-nucleotide messenger RNA. RefSeq names its product putative MAP kinase kinase kinase (Bck1) (gene bck1). Lineage: Eukaryota; Fungi; Ascomycota; Eurotiomycetes; Eurotiales; Aspergillaceae. The transcript is spliced from 3 exons. Bases 1 to 4839 code for a protein of 1612 amino acids. The record is from RefSeq and is a predicted model, not a curated record. Gene Ontology annotation, biological process: protein phosphorylation. Gene Ontology annotation, molecular function: protein kinase activity; ATP binding.